CGAAGAACUUGCAGCCCCUGGUGGUUUAUGAUUAGGACAAUAUUUGUCAGACGAACCAAUUUUUUUGAGGGGUUAUAGGUUAUAGGUGGCGAUGGCGCCUCGUUGCAAGGCAGUUUCUGGCAGGGCCGGUCGAUCGGCCGGUUAGAUUUUUGUGGUUGACCAGUUGCAUUUUGUUUGCACUCUUUAGAAAUCGAGUAAUUAUUGUAGAAAUCGGAUUUAAUUUGCAAUUUUUUCCCUAAGUUGGAAAAAGCCGGACAGAGAGAAAAGCCGGCCAUAACCAAACUGCCAAAAAAGGAGGACAUGUCCGGCUUUAGCCGGACGUCUGGCAACCCUACUCAAACGAGAUGGCUGUCAGUACACUUUGUGGUACGUAGAAUUUUAGAACAAUUCGGGGCUUUGCAAUUAUUUUUCACCGAUGCGGUAAGCAAAAAAGAUCUUUUAGCAGCUGAAAAUAUAUUACAUAAAUUAAAUGAUCCGACUACAAAGUUGUUUCUUCAAUUUCUGGAUUUUGUAUUACCGUUCUUUAAUAGUUUGAACCGAGAGAUGCAAGCCGAAAGACCAAAACUUCAUUUAUUGUAUCGUAACAUUUGUAACAUUCUAAAAGCCAUUUUCGAUUGUUUUAUUAAACACCCUUUGGAGGUAAAGUCGGGUUCAAUUCCAUCUAUAUCAGAUGUAGCUAUUUUAUUUCCCAACCUAAUUGAUGAAAGCAUGCUACAACCUCUGGAUAACGAAUGGCGUCUUUUACGAAAUAAUAAUGAAAUCCUAGCCUUUCCGGAUGACGUUUUCUUAAUCUGGAAUGAAGUUAACAAAAUUGAAAGCGGUGAUGGGACUUCAAUGUUUCGAACAUUAGUGAAUUUUGUUUUCAAUAUUUUAAUUUUACCACAUUCAUCCGCAAACGUUGAAAGGGUGUUUUCCCAAAUAAAUCUCAUGAAAACAAACCAAAGAAAUAAACUAGACGCUGACACUAUUUCGGCAUUACUACACACCAAAAGUUACAUUGGUGAGAAUAACUGCCACGAUUUUAUUGUAGAAAAGAAGAUCAUACAAAGUAUGACAUCCCAUAAUUUGUAUAAAAAUACUUAAGCAGUAAAAAUAAA
Molecule: messenger RNA, 1097 nt
Organism: Onthophagus taurus
Lineage: Eukaryota; Metazoa; Arthropoda; Insecta; Coleoptera; Scarabaeidae
Source: RefSeq, a predicted model, not a curated record